UUCUAGCUCAGCGUUUCAGUAAAAUGGCUGUGUCUCGCGGAGCCUCGUGCUGGUUUGGUUGGUUUCUAGCUCACUCUCUCGUUCUGUAACAGAAGCCCCCCCACAUUUGUGUCGGUGAAUUUAAUUCCCUGGCUCUCUAUUUAUAUUCUCCCUUAAACUUUUAGUUGAAACGGAGUCGCCGUGGAUACCGGAUUCGGUCCGGAGGAAGGGGGAAUGAACCGGGGCACGGGUACAUUGUUUAAAUAAUUGUAUUUAUGUUCAAUGCUACUCAGAGUUUGAUUGUGAGUGACUCGCAGUGCUGAGAGAGAGGGAGAGAGGAAUAUCAUGGCCGCUCAGGUCGCCAGCGCCGCCACUCUCAACACUAGCCCGCCAUCGGAACUCAAAAAGCCGGAUCGGGACCCGCAGGAGGAGUCGGUACCGGGAGAGAAACAACAUGAAAAUAAGGAACCGGGAUCUGACAGCGGAUCACCGGGCCAGAAGGAGCUGCAGGACGGGAGCGAUGCUGGAAAUUCUGGGGGAGGAGGGGAUUCUGACAUGAAGAACGGGAACGGGAAUUUACCAAGGGUAAAUAAUAACAGCAGCAACCAGAAUGAUACAGGGGGGCCCGAAGGAAAUAACCAUCCCGGGAUGGGACACCACCACUCGGGCCCCUUUCCUCCACCUCCUUACGGUUACAACCAGCACUACAGCCGGGCCCCUUUUCAUCAACAUGGCGGACAACAAAGCCCUGGCAUGGCAGCUGCAUCGGGGCCGGCAGUGCAACCAGGCAGUAUGAUGGACUCUUACCCUCCUAAUUCACACGAGCACGGCUACCCAAACCAUUACAACAACUACAGCCCAUUCCCAAAUAGGACUUCUUACCAGGGCCAAGGAUACGGGGCCAUGAAUUCCCCGCGUAAUAACCAGCCUCCGGCGGCUGGGGGGCAGCCAGGCAAGCAACAGCCCGCAGGAGGAACCGCUGCUAUGGCUGCCUCUUACAAUAAUCAGAGGUAUAACAUGGGAAAUCAACAACCUACAUCUACACCAACUUUAAAUCAGCUGCUGACCUCUCCAAGCUCUGCGAGGAGCUAUCAAAAUUACCCUCAAGGAGACUAUAACAAUCAGGAAGGGGCCAGCAAGGGACCAGCAGAUAUGGGAAGCAGUCAGUAUGGUGGGGGCCAUCCGAGUUGGCAACAAAGAAGCCAUCAUCCUCCUCCCAUGAGCCCGGGAAACACUGGACAACCUCUUAACCGAAAUCAGCCUCCGGCUGCCAUGGAUCCGGCGGGGAAGAUGCGGGGCCAACAAUACGGCGGGGCCAACCCCUACUCCCAACAACAACAGCAGCAGCAACAGCAGCAGCAGCAACAGCAGCAGCAGGGGCCACCGUCGGGCCCCGGGGCCCAGCAAGGUGGCCCCUACCCGGGGCAGGGUUACGGGCCAGCGGGCCCACAGAGGUACCCCAUGGGGAUGCAGGGGCGCACCCCUGGCGCCAUGGCUGGCAUGCAGUACGGACAGCAGAUGUCUGCCUACGGCCAGCAGGGUCCUGGGGCCUACGGGCAGCAGGGCCAGGGCUACUACGGCCAGCACGGCCCCCCGUCGCACCCGGGCCAACAGCCUGGCCCCUACCCCAGCCAGGCCCAGGGCGGCUCCACGGGCCCCUACCCGCAGCCAGGCCACCCCUCGCAGCCGCCUGGUCAGCACGGGCAGCCUGGAGCGCCCUACCCUCAGUCCCAGGGCCCGCCUCAGGGUCCCCAGCCCCCCUACAGCCAAUCCCAGCCGGGCCAGCCGCCGUACACCCCUCCUUCUCAGCAACAGCAGCCUCCGGCGCAGCCUCAACAACAACAACAACAACCGCCGACCCCCCAACAACAACAGCAGCAGGGUCCAGGUCCCCAGAGCCAGCAGGGGCCUCAGGGCCAGCCUGGCUACCCCCAGAGGGAAGGACCCGGGCAGCCCCCACAACAACAACAACAACAACAGCAGCAACAAACACCGCCGCAACAACAGCCACAGCAGCAACAACAACAAGGGCCUUCGCAGCAACAGCGCGAGCAGCAGCAACAGCGCGAGCAGCAGCAACAGCGUGAACAGCAGCAACAGCGCGAGCAGCAGCGCGAACAACAACAACAGCGGGAACAACAACAACAGCGGGAACAACAACGUGAACAACAACAACAGCGUGAACAGCGUGAACAACAACAACAACAACAACCUCCGCAGCGGGAGCAGCGCGAGACCGGGGGUCCGUCUCCCCAGUCCCAGCAGCCCCCGGGCCACUCGCAGCAGGGCCAGCGCUCGCCCUACUCCCAGACGCCCCCCCAGCAGCAGCAGCAGUCCCCCUUCCAGAGGUUCCCGCCUCCACCACAGGAGCUCUCCCAGGAUUCCUUUAGCUCGCAGUCCAGUGCCCCCCCCUCCAACCAGCCCGUGGCCUCCAACAAGAGCAGCCAGGAGGACAGCAUGCAAGGGCGGCCUUCCAGUCUGCCGGACCUGUCGGGCUCCAUCGACGACCUGCCCACGGGCGCCGAGAGCGCCCUGAGCCCGGGGGUCAGCACCUCGGGGGUGUCCAGCAGCCAGGGAGAGCAGAGCAACCCGGCCCAGUCGCCCUUCUCCCCGCACACCUCCCCCCACCUGCCGGGCCUCCGGGGGCCCUCGCCCUCCCCCGUGGGCUCCCCCGCCAGCGUCACCACCUCCAGGACCGGGCCCCUCUCGCCGGCCGCCGUGCCAGGUAACCAGAUGCCCCCGCGGCCGCCCAGCGUGCAGUCGGACGGCAUCAUGCACUCUACCAUGAACCAGUCGGCCAUGGGCCCGGAGAGGGUGUACAUGAGAAACCCCCAGAUGGGCCCCUACGGGUCCCCCGGUCAGCCCGGCUCCGCCUUAUCUCCCCGCCAGUCCUCCGGGGGCCAGAUGCACGCCGGCAUGGGCCCCUAUCCCCAGAACAACUCCAUGGGCAACUACGGACCCCAGGGGGCCCAGUACGGCCCUCAAGGCUACCCCAGGCAGCCCGGCUACAGCAACAUGCCCAACUCUAACUACCCGGGAGGCCCCGGCAUCGGCGGCUCCAUGAACCCCAUGCCGGGCCAGGGCGGCGGGGCGCCCUACGCCGGCAUGCCCCCCGGCCGCAUGGGCCCCGGGCAGAUGGGCCCGCGGCCGUACGGCCCCGCCGGCAUGGGCCCCAACAUGGGGCCCGGCUUGCCCCCCCAGGUGGCCUCCGGGAUGUGUCCGCCCCCGGGCAUGAACAGGAAGGAGGGCGGCCCCCCCAUGCUCCACGGCCCCGGCAACUCCAUACACACCAGGCCGCCCGGUUACCCCAACAUGUCCCAGGGCAUGAUGGGCGCGGGCUCCCCGUAUGGCCCGGGCAUGAACAACAUGCCCGGCAUGAUGAACCAAGGCGGUCCAGGCCCGUACCCCAUGGGGGGCAACAUGGUCAACAACUCCCCCGGCAUGGCCCCCAGUCCAGAGUUUGGCAUGGACAAGAUGAACCCCGGCCAGAAGAUGAACAACAAAAUCGACGGUCCCCCCAAGCAAGAAACUACUAAAAAGAAGUCGAGCUCGUCCACCAUCACCAACGAGAAGAUCACCCGCCUGUACGAGCUGGGCCCCGAGCCGGAGAGGAAGAUGUGGGUGGACCGCUUCCUGGCCUUCGCCGAGGAGAAGGCCAUGGGCAUGAACAACCUGCCCGCCGUGGGCCGCAAGCCCCUGGACCUCUUCCGCCUCUACGUGUCCGUCAAGGAGAUCGGGGGGCUCACCCAGGUGAACAAGAACAAGAAGUGGCGGGAGCUGGCCACCAACCUGAACGUGGGCACGUCGAGCAGCGCGGCCAGCUCGCUGAAGAAGCAGUACAUCCAGUGUCUGUACGCCUUCGAGUGCAAGGUGGAGCGCGGAGAGGACCCGCCCGCCGACUUCUUCAACACGGACGUCAAGAAGAACCAGGCCAAGGUCCAGCCCCCCAGCCCAGCGGUGGACGGUGUGAAUGAGGACCCGAGCUUCGACAGCGGCCUCAUACACUGGAGCAUCGGCGGCGGAGACACCACCGAACACAUCCAGACCCACCUGGAGAGCCGGGUGGAUCUGCUCCACCGGCCGCGCAAGCGGACGCCCGUCGCGGCGCAGAGCAGGAAGACGGCCGUCGAGGAGGUGACCAUGACGACGGUCCUGACGAUGGACGCCGCCGCCCCGACGGCAACGACGACGACGACGGAAACCCCCCAGAGCAAGACGGCCUCGCCCCGGCCCUCCUCGGAGCCCCCCCGCGACUCGGAAGAGAAGAGCGAGACGACGACGACGACGACGACGACGACGAAGGCGGCGUCCCCGGCCCGCCCCGUCGUGGCCACCAUCGACGACGUGCUGUUGGCGCGGCCUGCCUCCGUGCCGGCGGACCAGAAGGACGGCGGCGGCAAGUUCCUGCUGGGCCUGCAGGGCCGGCGCCACCUGAAGAUCCUGGAGGACGAGCCGCACAGCAAGGACGAGACGCCGCUCAGCACGCUGGCGGACUGGCAGGACUCGCUGGCGCGCCGCUGCGUCUGCGUGUCCAACAUCGUGCGCAGCCUCUCCUUCAUCCCGGGCAACGACCAGGAGAUGUCCCGGCACCCGGGCCUGCUGCUGCUGCUGGGCCGCCUGGUGCUGCUGCACCACCGGCACCCCGAGCGCAAGCAGGCGCCCGUCACCUACGAGAAGGAGGAGGAGGAGGACGAGGGCGUGAGCUGCGAGCGCGACGAGUGGUGGUGGGACUGCCUGGAGGCGCUGCGGGAGAACUGCCUGGUGACGCUGGCCAACAUCUCGGGCCAGCUGGACCUCUCGCUCUACCCCGAGAGCAUCUGCCUGCCCCUGCUGGACGGCCUGCUCCACUGGGCCGUGUGCCCCUCGGCCGAGGCCCUGGACCCCUUCCCCACGCUGGGGCCCCACGGCUCGCUGUCGCCGCAGCGGCUGGUGCUGGAGACCCUCAGCAAGCUGAGCAUCCAGGACAACAACGUGGACCUCAUCCUGGCCACGCCGCCCUUCGGCCGGCUGGAGAGGCUGUACGGCGCCCUGGUGCGGCUGGUGGGCGAGCGCAAGGUGGCGGUGUGCCGGGAGAUGGCGGUGGUGCUGCUGGCCAACCUGGCGCAGGGCGACGGGCUGGCGGCGCGCGCCAUCGCCGUGCAGAAGGCCAGCGUGGGCAACCUGCUGGGCUUCCUGGAGGACAGCCUGGCGGCCACGCAGUACCAGCAGAGCCAGGGCCCGCUGCACCACAUGCAGGGCGGCGGCGGCGGCGGCGGGGCGGCGCCCUUCGAGCCCACCAGCGUGGACAUGAUGCGGCGGGCGGCGCGCGCGCUGCACGCCAUGGCCCGCGUGGAGGAGAACCACGCCGAGUUCACGCUGUACGAGUCGCGGCUGCUCGACAUCUCGGUGUCGCCGCUCAUGAACUCGCUGGUGUCGCACGUGAUCUGCGACGUACUCUUUCUGAUCGGCCGCUUAUGACAGCCAUGAGGGGGACUGCUGAAG
Molecule: messenger RNA, 5460 nt
Organism: Gadus chalcogrammus (walleye pollock)
Lineage: Eukaryota; Metazoa; Chordata; Actinopteri; Gadiformes; Gadidae
Product: AT-rich interactive domain-containing protein 1A-like
Exons: 14
Coding region: 325-5436 (1703 amino acids)
Biological process (GO): positive regulation of DNA-templated transcription; chromatin remodeling; regulation of transcription by RNA polymerase II
Cellular component (GO): nucleoplasm; brahma complex; nBAF complex
Molecular function (GO): DNA binding; nucleosome binding
Source: RefSeq, a predicted model, not a curated record